CGAGCUGGUUAUUCGGGUGUCUGUGCUUGAGCAGUCUCAGCUGGCUGAGUCUUGAGUAGCUCCUGUCAUCUCAUUUAUUCAAAGAAUAAACGGAUAACUUUCAGAAUGUCAGGUCUGGAGGAAAUCUCACCUCCUGCUAUGGACACCCAAGAAGAUGGGUUAAACGCAGGGAGUAUGGACGCAGGGUCAGAUUCAGAAUAUGGUGAUCCCAUGGGAUAUGUGUUUUACAGGGAUCGGAAGGAAUGGGCGGACAUACAGCCAGUUCCCCAAGAUGAUGGACCCAAUCCUGUUGUCAAAAUCGCUUAUUCCGACAGAUUCACAGAUGUCUACGACUAUUUUCGUGCCCUCCUUAAAAAUAAUGAAAAGAGCGAAAGGGCUUUUGCACUGACAUCCGAUGCCAUUGAUCUCAAUGCUGCCAACUACACAGUAUGGCACUACCGGAGAGUUUUAAUAGAUGCUCUGAAGAAGGACCUUCGAGAGGAGAUGAACUAUAUCACUAAUAUUAUUGAGGACCAACCUAAGAACUAUCAAGUAUGGCAUCACCGACGCAUGAUCGUGGAGUGGCUUAAAGACCCCUCGGAGGAGCUGGACUUCAUAGCGGAGAUCCUGAGCCAAGACAACAAGAACUACCACGCCUGGCAGCACAGGCAAUGGGUCAUCCAGGAGUAUAAGUUGUGGGAUGGGGAGCUGGAGUAUGUGGAUCAGCUGUUGGAGGAGGAUGUGAGGAACAACUCAGCCUGGAACCAGCGGCACUUUGUCAUCUCCCGCACUACAGGCUAUACAGAGCCGGCAGUCCUCGACAGAGAAGUACAGUACACACUCAUACAGAUUAAGAAAGCUCCCCAUAAUGAAAGUGCUUGGAACUAUCUUAAAGGCAUCCUACAGGACCGGGGCCUGGGCUCGUACCCGGGGCUGCUGGAUCAGGUGCAGGGCCUGAAGGAGACCCACUGCUCCCCGCACCUCAUCGGCUUCCUGGUGGACAUGUACGAGGACAUCCUGGAGAACGCCAACACCGAGGAGGGGCAGGAGCAAACCCUGGCCAAGGCCUUAGAGCUGUGUGAUCUGCUGGCCCAGGAGAUAGACACCAUCAGGAAGGAGUACUGGAGAUACGUGUCCCGCUCGCUCCAGGUCAAGUACGGCUCUGGAGAGGCCGAGACGACCCCCAACGAUGCCUGACGACUCCGCCCAGCAGCGCUCCAGCACUCCACUGAGGAACGGAGCGAUCUGAUUGGACAGGACAAGACCAAAAACAAACGAAAUAGUAAGACGAGAAGUCCCUGGAAGAGAGAACCACAUACGACGCAAAGAAGAGACACUGAACGAGGGGACAAAACAACCUGACCAAGCACAGCUCAUGCUCCGCUGAAGGGACAAGUCGAAAACCUUGUUUAAACUCCUUAACCGUGGUAUAGAAGAAGAUAAAAUAACACAAAUGAGUUGUGAGAGGUCUAGUUUGCCUUUAUUUUAGAUGUGAAUUGCAGUAGAGAGAAUAAAGUGAAGAGAGUUUACUGUACUGACAGUAUGAAAGAUGGGCCUUUGAUAGAACACAUCCACUUCUAUUCUCUGUGAGUUUGGUUCUCUGUCAGCUACUGUACUGUUUAGUGUUGCGCUUCAGCAAACCGGACUGAACUUCUGUCUACUACAUUUAACAGCACCGAGAGGCUUUUCUUUUGCCAAAACACUGCACUCCACUGUAUUAAUCAAGUCAUGAUUGUGCUUCAUGAUUACAAUCCUUUUUGUAUGCUUAGAGAAUUAAUAAUAAUGAUCAUCUUUAUUUAAAACAAAUGUCUUCUGACGUCUUUUUGUAUGAACGUGUCCCGCUCUCUCCAGUGGGGGGUUGUGGGUUUUGCCGUCAGAAUGACAUCGACUAUAUUGAUUAAGGUGGACAGAAAUGGGUGUUUGUCUGUUGCAGAAUUGUCUUGUUACCUAGUUACCGUUUGAAGAAGACUUUCCUUGUCUGCGUGUGCAGAUGCAGUACCUGCGUUGAGUGUGGGCGGUAUACCUUUAGUGCGCCUUCGAAUAUGCCCUCAUUGG
Messenger RNA from Engraulis encrasicolus (European anchovy), 2034 nucleotides. RefSeq names its product farnesyltransferase, CAAX box, alpha (gene fnta). The record is from RefSeq and is a predicted model, not a curated record. Gene Ontology annotation, molecular function: CAAX-protein geranylgeranyltransferase activity; protein farnesyltransferase activity. NCBI's taxonomy places the organism in Eukaryota, Metazoa, Chordata, Actinopteri, Clupeiformes, Engraulidae. Gene Ontology annotation, cellular component: cytoplasm; CAAX-protein geranylgeranyltransferase complex; protein farnesyltransferase complex. Gene Ontology annotation, biological process: protein geranylgeranylation; protein farnesylation. The coding region runs from base 106 to 1176 and encodes 356 amino acids. The transcript is spliced from 9 exons.